Messenger RNA from Sinocyclocheilus grahami, 743 nucleotides. Its product is annotated as Na(+)/H(+) exchange regulatory cofactor NHE-RF2-like. The transcript is spliced from 4 exons. Gene Ontology annotation, cellular component: apical plasma membrane. The record is from RefSeq and is a predicted model, not a curated record. Lineage: Eukaryota; Metazoa; Chordata; Actinopteri; Cypriniformes; Cyprinidae. Gene Ontology annotation, biological process: protein localization to plasma membrane. Gene Ontology annotation, molecular function: signaling receptor binding; protein-membrane adaptor activity. Bases 1 to 741 code for a protein of 246 amino acids.
AUGUCUCAUGGAGGAGUUUGGGCUGCGUCUGUGAACAUCCACAGUGUUGAAGCUUUGACAACAGCUGGACGCUUCACAGCAUUACAGCAGGAGACCGUUGUGCAGCGGAUCAAAGCCGUGGAACAUGAGACCAGACUGCUGGUGGUUGACCGAGAGACUGACGAGUACUUCCGCAGCCUGCGUCUCACCUGCACGGAAGAAAUGGCCAUCCGGAUGAGUCCUGCAGCCACGACCCUGUCUCCCUCACCGUCCACCAGUAAACAGGGCAACGGCUCGGUGUCCAAACGACUUGAGAUCUCCAAACCCAUCAGGAAACCUCCGUCACGAGCUCCUAAGAAGGAGGCUCAGCCCUCGUCGGAGUCCUCGACACGGGAUCCAUCUGAGCUUCUGCCGAGGCUGUGUCUCCUGGUGCGGUCCGAGAUGGGUUACGGCUUUAAUCUCCACAGCGAGAGGUCCAGACCGGGUCAGUACAUACGGGCUCUGGACCCCGGCUCACCCGCUGACCGUGCUGGACUCAAACCACAGGACAGACUCAUAGAGGUGAGGCAGGAAUCAUUCUCUCUUUCUUUAGAACAGUUCUCUAUCAUAUUUCUAUCAUGCUAUCACACGCAUGUGCAUCAGUAUACAGAUAUACACCCACACUUUCUAAAUUCACUUGUGCAUUCACACUCACACACAGACCAUCCAUCAUAUUCAGAUGCAUGUGGGUGGCGUGUGAUAUUGUAUGAUGACUCGCGCUAAAU